This is a messenger RNA of Rubroshorea leprosula, 534 nucleotides long. NCBI's taxonomy places the organism in Eukaryota, Viridiplantae, Streptophyta, Magnoliopsida, Malvales, Dipterocarpaceae. The record is from the annotation of a GenBank genome assembly.
UGCACACAUAACCCUAGAUAGCAGAGAUGAAGACGACGACGUUGGUGAUGAUGAUAGCUUUAUUACCGGCUCUGGUAUCGACCAUGGCGUCGGUAGAGGCAGAAGCCAUGGCGCAUAGGAAGCUCCUGGCCGGCAAGAGAGGCCUUAAGGUGGAGAUUGGCGCUGGUGCUGCUGCCCCUCAGGAUGAUACGAACCAAGGUUAUGGUAAUUAUGGCUAUGGGAGUAAUGGACAAGAACCGAGUUCAUCCAGCCCCGAAUUUCAUCGUAAAUAUCCAAACGGGACCAACCCUAACAAUCAUUAAGAACAUCCGUAAUCACCAUAAGCAUCCUUUGGUUAUACAAAGUGAAUAUAUUUAAGAAUGAAGUGAAACUAAAAUGAGUAUUGUUUAGGUAGUUUCGCAAAUAUAUAUAUGUGUGUGUAUGGACUGUAAUUUCUAGUAGUGAUGGAUAAGGAUUGUAUGGGAACAAUGUAUAUCCAUAUAUAUACAGUAUGUGUGUGUUAUGCAUAUUUAAGAAUAAAGUGAAACUAAUUAA